Messenger RNA from Suillus subalutaceus, 1876 nucleotides. Its product is annotated as DEAD-domain-containing protein. The transcript is spliced from 7 exons. Lineage: Eukaryota; Fungi; Basidiomycota; Agaricomycetes; Boletales; Suillaceae. The record is from RefSeq and is a predicted model, not a curated record. The coding region runs from base 224 to 1627 and encodes 467 amino acids. Gene Ontology annotation, molecular function: nucleic acid binding; ATP binding.
GCUUCCCGUCCCUGAGGUCCCCGACUAAGAGAACAAACUCAGAUGGGCCGCUGGUGUUGCGCCCGGUAAGUACGCCAUAUCCCGAAAGCUAAUUAGUAAGCACGUGACUAUCUCGUUCUCGACCUCAGGCUGGCAAAUUCCUCGUACAUAGACGGUAUCAAGACGGCAUUGGUUCAACCUGAUCAAUAGACUCGCUUGUCCAAAAAAAUCCUCAGCUGCCCAUAUGCACCCCACAGCAUCAUUUGCUGAUAUGGGUGUGGUGCCUCCUCUCGCUGGUGCUCUUGCGCGUAUGUCUAUACGAACUGCAACAGAGAUCCAAGCUGCUUGUAUUCCUCCCCUUCUCGCAGGAAGAGAUUGCAUAGGAAAUGCAAAGACAGGCUCUGGGAAAACCAUAGCAUUUGCAAUCCCAAUCUUGCAGAAGUUGUCUGAGGAUCCAUAUGGGAUAUUCGCGCUGGUACUGACACCCACGAGGGAACUGGCAUUUCAGAUAUCUGAACAAUUUGCGGUGCUUGGUGCUGCAAUAGGCGUCCGAACGUCUGUCGUUGUCGGUGGCAUGGAUAUGAUGACACAAGCUUUAGAACUGGGCGGCCAUCCCCAUGUUGUAGUAGCCACACCUGGGCGUAUCGUUGACCACUUGCGGAGUAGUAACGGCGAAUGGAAUUUGUCUCGCGUCAAGUUUCUUGUAUUGGACGAAGCAGAUCGCCUUCUUACCCCGACCUUUUCCCCUGAACUCAAAUUUUUGUUCGAGACUCUCCCAAGUGAUCGGCAAACCUGUCUUUUUACUGCUACCCUGACGCAAGCAAUUGAGUCCUUGAUUGAAGCCCCGCCGAGACCUGGAAAGGUGAAACCCUUUGUGCAUAGAUCAUUAUCAACUGUCGAAACAGUAGCGACGCUAAAGCAACAUUACGUCCUGGUUCCUUCGCACGUGCGCGAGCCGUAUCUCUACCAUUUACUUUGCAAUCCUCCGGAAAGUAUCGCCUUACUCCGAAGGGCACCGCCAGAACCAAUCAAACCGGGAAAAUCCAGAGGAAAAUCAAGACAUCAGGGAAAGACCAGAGCAUCGCGAAAACCCGGUCCGGAUGAGGAUAUACCCAUACAACCACCACCUACCAUCAUUUUCUGCACGAAGCCUCGGACGGCUGCUUACCUUACUCAUCUACUUCAGACUUUGUCUAUUCGCAGCACCGCGCUACAUUCAAGAUUAACUCAACGCGAACGGUUGACGUCAUUAUCACUUUUUCGGUCCUCUUUCAUCCCAGUUCUUGUAUCCACAGAUGUUGGUGCCCGUGGUUUGGACAUUGAAGACGUGGCAAUGGUCAUCAACUGGGACCUGCCAAAUGAGCCCGAAGAAUACACGCACCGAGUCGGCAGAACUGCACGUGCUGGUAAAGGUGGUGUCGCUGUUAGUUUUGUGACGGAAAAGGAUGAAGAUCGGGUAUCACGAAUAGAAGGACGGAUUGGCAUCCAAUUAGAGGCUAUGACCAUGCCAGAAACCAAGGUUCUAGAAAAAUUGAAUGCGGUAUCCACAGCAAAAAGGCUAGCAAAUAUGGAAUUACAUGAUUCAAACUUCGGCCAACGAGAAGAAAUACAUAAGCUGAAGUCUAAGAGAAAGCGGGUGGACGAUUGAUUCAUGUAUUUACCCCCGAUGGAUCGGUUCAUAGCUGACAGCGGGUGCGUUUCUCAGUCAACAUGCCCCGUCCGUAAUACUUUUCCCACUCCAUGGUAACCUCGGAUAGGCUGGUCUCGUUUCUUCUAGAAAUAGGAGUUGGAAGCAAAGUUGCAGGGACCGGAAGCACCCGAUUAUGAUAGUUCGCUCUCGAUCGCGAAUGAGUGCAAGCAGCUCGAAUACUGCGGAAUAGAAUAAAAAUGAUCAGCU